CAUUUAUGCGUCUGUGUGUGCGUCUGUGUCACAGUGUUUAUGUGCCGCAGUGUUUGUGUGUGUCAGUGUGUGUGCUUGUGUCACUGUAUGUGUGUGUCACGAUGUGUGUAUGUGUCACUGUACAUACGGUGUACUACGGUGUGUAAGACUUUGCUUGUGUCUAUGCCACAGUCUGUGUGUAUGUUUUAGUAAUUACAGUGUGUGUCACAGUGUGUAUGCGUGGCACUGUGUGUGUGUGUUGGUUGAAGAUUACCUACAAUAUAUCACUUACUGUAGUGGUUAUUGAUUAACUUUAAAAAGGAUUGUUAUGUUGACCUUGAACCCAGCUACCGCAUCAUUCCGCGGAACCUGCGUGACGUCAACAUCCGGGACACCUCGGUCACCGUGCUGGGCUCCAGGCUGGAUUUCCCAGUAGCCAUUGCGCCAACGGCUCUCCACAAACUCACUCAUCCAGAUGCAGAGGCGGCAACUUCAAAAGGCGCUGCCUCCAUGAACACCCUGAUGGUCCUGAGUUCCUGGUCGAGUCAGUCCUUAGAACAGGUGUCUGAGGCGGCUCCGCGGGGGGUCCGCUGGUUCUACAUGCUGUUCUACCGAGACCGAGACCGGAUGAAGCGGCUCCUGGAGCGGGCAGAACGGGCGGGGUACACCGCCAUAGUUCUCACCGUGGACCAACCUAUUUUCCCGUAUUCUAUUCGCCGCAAGCCUGUCGUCUUCCCAGUACAGUUCAGUUUACCAAACGUUUGGCUUGAUGACGACCAACCAGGCCCUCUCGGUUCCAAGGAGCACGGAGCGGGUCUGAUUAAGAUCGCAAAAGAGGCGGCAACAUGGGAAGACGUGGCGUGGAUCAAGAACAACACAAGGCUGCCAGUCGUGCUGAAAGGGAUUCUAUCAGCUGAAGACGCAAGAAUCGCAGUGGACCUGGGGGUUGCCGGUAUUUACGUGUCGAACCAUGGCGGCCGGCAGCAGGACGGGGUGCCGGCAACGAUCGACGUCCUUCCCGACAUCGUCAGCGCAGUAGGCGGUGAGGCGGAGGUUUACCUGGACGGAGGGGUCCGGACUGGGACGGACGUGCUGAAGGCCUUGGCGCUGGGGGCCAGAUGUGUGUUCAUCGGUAGGCCCGCUCUAUGGGGACUCGCACUGAAUGGUGCAGAAGGUGUUCAACAAGUUUUACAGAUCUUGAAGGAUGAACUGAGUCUAGCCAUGGCCAGAGCCGGCUGUGCGAAGAUCUCAGACAUCAAGUCGUCACUGGUCGUGCACGAGUCUUAUUACUUGUACCGACAGUUGUUCAACCAUUCUGGCAAGGUCAACAACAAGAUUCUGACAUCCAAAUAUUAG
This is a messenger RNA of Branchiostoma floridae (Florida lancelet), 1335 nucleotides long. RefSeq names its product hydroxyacid oxidase 1-like. NCBI's taxonomy places the organism in Eukaryota, Metazoa, Chordata, Leptocardii, Amphioxiformes, Branchiostomatidae. The record is from RefSeq and is a predicted model, not a curated record. Gene Ontology annotation, molecular function: oxidoreductase activity; FMN binding. The transcript has 7 exons. The coding region runs from base 490 to 1335 and encodes 281 amino acids.